Messenger RNA from Salvelinus fontinalis (brook trout), 3083 nucleotides. Its product is annotated as tripartite motif-containing protein 29. NCBI's taxonomy places the organism in Eukaryota, Metazoa, Chordata, Actinopteri, Salmoniformes, Salmonidae. The record is from RefSeq and is a predicted model, not a curated record.
UAUUUCACAGUGUUUUAUAUUGUACAAUGAUUAGCUUGUUUUGUUACAUAAACUGAAAUCAGGCGAAUCAUUAUAAUUUUAGCAACCAGGAACUUUUGGUGGACUGACGCAUAUCUUGCACAAGGUGGCCUCAAACGUAGAUUAGACCAGAGACAGAGUGAACAAAAGCAAACGAACCAACAGGUAAAAAGUUCAGAUUAGAAGCAUUAUAGGGGCUACGAGGCUAGAGGUAUUUUAGCAUGCGAAGGUCAAGGACAAUGCAAAGCACCCGAUUCCCACCACCAUUUACUGUGGCAGCUUCAACUGAUCCAGGGCUCACAGAAGACAUGUCUGAGGGGUGCCAGGCUCUGCCGCUGCCGGACAGCCAGGCCAUUGUUUGUGAUUUAUGUACAGAAGACAGGAAGCCAGCACUGAAGACUUGCAUCAAAUGUGAAAUGUCCAUGUGUACCCAGGACUUGGAGCCACACCUUUCAGUCCCAUUGCUGCUGCAGAUACAUAGCCUGACUGAACCCAUAGCAACCGGGGGCUGGGGGAGUUGGGGCGCCACAAAAUGCCCCCACCACGGUAAGAUUCUUGAGUAUUACUACUGCUUGGACGACCUAACUAGUGCGUGCAUGUCUUGCGCCAUUGGGGAUCAGCUCCGCCCGCGUGACAUCACCCUGACAAGCGACCCGAAUUCUGUUUCAGCUCGCAUAAAGUCCAUCAAGACCUCUAAGAGAACCAUGCAGGCUGCCCUGUCCGAGGGGGACUCCUUCCGCUUCCUCCAGGGUUAUGAAGGGGUGCACCAGGCUGUGGAGAAGGCCCGUGCCGUGGAUCUGAGGAAGGGGCUAGAGCCCGGGGUCGACCGGGACAAGCUGGUCCAGGAGCUACAGCAGAGCGGAGGAAAGCUCCUGUACUAUAACAGUAUUAGGUGUAGUGAUGGGAUGACCUAUACAUACAAACCUCCACAGGCACACGUUGAUUCUCAGUUUAUCUAUCUUUCUGGGAAAAAUGAAGCUCUAUCUGAAACAAUACCCCGUCCCAUAGUGUUAGAAGUGUUCUGGGACAAAACCUCGCCACCCUCCCUGUCCUUCUACAGCAGGGGCAGAUAUCACCAGACGGAACUGCACAGAAUGGAGAUCCGGCAUCAUCAGGGUGACCUAACUCCCUUUGUCACCCUGGGAACAGGAAAUAGCCCAGCCAGUGCCAGACAGUAUGGAGAUUACAGUCAAUAAAAGCACAAUGGAGAGUACGGUCUCUAUGGAGCGAACAUUCAGCCAGAGGAGCAGUGGGGGUGCCCAUGUGGAGCGGUCCAUGAACAACCCAAGACUCAGCAGGCGCAGUAUUUCUAUCACCAGCAUGUGUCUCAACAGGGUCCCAUGUGCACAUGUGAGAGGUUUAUCGGUACGCCGUAUAUAUUUGUUAUUUUAUUUCACAUUUAUUUAACCAGGUAGGCCAGUUGAGAACAAGUUCUCAUUUACAACUGCGACCUGGCCAAGAUAAAGCACAGCAGUGCGACAAAAACAAGAACACAGAGUUACACAUGGGAUAAACAAACGUACAGUCAAUAACACAAUAGGAAAUCUGUAUACAGUGUGUGCAAAUGAAGUAAGGAGGUAAGGCAAUAAAUAGGCCAUAGUGGCGAAGUAAUUACAUUUGAGCAAUUAACACUGGAGUGAUAUAUGUGCAGAUGAGGAUGUGCAAGUAUAAAUACUGGUAUAAAUACUGGUGUGCAAAAGAGCAGAAAAACAAAUAUGGGGAUGAGGUAGGUAGUUGGUUGGAUGGGCUAUUUACAGAUGAGUUGUGUACAGCUGCAGCGAUCGAUGCUUAAAGUUAGUGAUGGGGUGUGUUCUGUGAGCUGGUGUAAUGUCUACACUCUUAGAAAAAAAAAAACUUCGAAGAACCCUUUUUGGUUUGAAUCCUGGCUAGUGUUAAAAAGAAUUGUGGACAUAUCUCAUUGUGGACAUAUAUCAACAUGAGCCUCCCCUCCCGGCUAAUGUUGUGGACAUAUCUCAUUGUGGACAUAUAUCAACAUGAGCCUCCCCUCCCGGCUAAUGUUGUGGACAUAUCUCAUUGUGGACAUAUAUCAACAUGAGCCUCCCCUCCCGGCUAAUGUUGUGGACAUAUCUCAUUGUGGACAUAUAUCAACAUGAGCCUCCCCUCCCGGCUAAUGUUGUGGACAUAUCUAGGCAUAAAAAAACAUGUGUAUCACUCAUCUUAUGUUUUUACAUUUGGCACACAUUAAUUAAGUCAGGUUGUAUACAUCAAUACAGAUAUUCAAAAUACAUUGAAUGAAUUUACACAUUAUUACAUUACCUGUUGAUAGUAUCAACUGUAAUUUCCUUGUUGCUGUUCACACGGGCUGUGGAAAGUUCUAGUGAAAAGAUGUCAAGGAAAUGUAGUAGACAUUGAGUUAUACUAUGUGAGUUAUUGAGUUAUAUUAUGUGGAGGCUUCCAUCUGGUAACUAACAUUAUUUUUGCUGCAGUCAGUCCAGACAAUCACACUGGUUUCUGGGGUACUAUGAUAGUCAGUGAAGAAUCAUUGUUUCGUAAUUAUAUAUUUGGGAGACAUGGGAUGGUGGCCCAACUAUGUUCGUUACAGAGAUGGCAACUUGUGACCACAAAGUUUUCACAUUCGGGCAUCCCCACAUUAUAUGCAUAUUCCAAUGCUGUUGUACUGUAGGAUUCUAAUGUGUGUUGGACUAACAGUGGCUGGAUUUGGGUUUAACAUGCAAGGCAGGACUUUGUCUCCCCCUGCUGGUCAAGUUACCUAACUAUCAUAAUGUUAUCCCAAUGUUCCAAGAACUUCCACCUAUUUAUGUCCCUUAGUCAUAUUUAGUUGACCUCAUCAUUGUCCAAUACAUCAUGUAAAUAGUCAGUUGACUGAAUGUUAAUGCUGAUGUUUCUGUCCAGUUAAAAAAAAAAAUGGCUAGCUUAUAAAAUCUAAAUACAUUGUGAUUCAUGAAAUUACAUGAGCUGGUACACAGAGUACAAUUGAUAUAUGUACUGUAUUUUGUAUAAAUAUAUGGAUCUUUAAUUGUCAUGUUGAGAUUCAAUGUUAACAUGAAAAAUAAACAAUCAACUCUAAAACACAAAUCAUAUGG